AUGAGUUGUACGAGCAAAAGUGGCACCAAACAAGGCCGGGAACGAAUUUGGCUAGGCGCGAGUUGGAAAAUCCCGACAAAUGCUGGUUCGACUAUGGAAAAAUACAUGAACAGCUUUCGAGUUGAACAGGAUAUUGAGGCCUACAGCGAAACCCAAAUGACGACGUUUGACCGGGUCAUCCGUAAUGCUAAGACAGCUGCACUCUGGUCCUCUGUCGAUGCGAAUCGCAAAUGGAAAGGAGCGAGGGAUCUCGACUCCAUUCUGAUAAGCGACAUGUCGUUAGCCGAAUGCAAGACGAUGGUUACUAUCUGGGCAAUGUUUGGCUCGAUAAUCUAUCUGGGAGACGAUCUAACAAAGUUACCAGAAGCUAGAAAGGCCUUAGUAAAGAAUCCCGAAGUGCUAAAACUCGCCAUUUUAGCGUCCACGAACCAAGCCAGAUUGGACGGAUUCGAUCCCAGCGUGCAGCCCGCGCAAACAGCCAACUUGCAAUCGUUGAACCAGCUUGAGGCCAAAGAUACCACAGCAGUUCACCAAAAGUCUGCUCAGGAAUGUGGAGAACUGGCCGAAAAACGCCGAAUCGUAGUUGAGUAUGGCACGCAUCAAAAAGUCGAUAACUCCGAUGAUUUCCAAAAAUCUUGCUUGAAAUCUCGAGCAAGUGAGAAGUUGAUGAGCCUUCAAGCACUCUCGGCCGGUGAGGGUGUCAAACCGGAUCAAUGGAGCCUCCAAUCUUGGGUCUUAGAGCAGGGUCAGGGCGAUAUCUAUGUGGCAGUUAUCAAUGCUGGUCAACAGAACUCAAGUGAUAAGCCAGUCAAAGUGGAUAUCAGCUUGAACAAACUCCAAACCCUUCAAAAGAGCCCAAGAAUCAAGCAAAUGACCGGAAUGCGAUACUCGGUGAGAGACUUGUGGAACCAGAAAGACUUGAGCAGCAUUUCUUUCCAACACAAAAUCGAUUCUACUCUGGAGACUCAUGGCUCGAUCUUAUUGAAGUUUAGUCCAAUCCAAACCCCCACUACAAGCCAAUGAGAAUUUCGAGCCGCACAUUUCAUUCUUUAAAUAAUAUAAUGGCCACUGGACCUUUGGUUCUCUAUUCCUGUCUUUUUC
Messenger RNA from Puccinia graminis f. sp. tritici CRL 75-36-700-3, 1101 nucleotides. RefSeq lists its product as uncharacterized. The transcript has 3 exons. Lineage: Eukaryota; Fungi; Basidiomycota; Pucciniomycetes; Pucciniales; Pucciniaceae. The coding region runs from base 1 to 1023 and encodes 340 amino acids. Gene Ontology annotation, molecular function: hydrolase activity, hydrolyzing O-glycosyl compounds. The record is from RefSeq and is a predicted model, not a curated record. Gene Ontology annotation, biological process: carbohydrate metabolic process.